Messenger RNA from Naegleria fowleri, 1065 nucleotides. RefSeq lists its product as uncharacterized. The coding region runs from base 1 to 1065 and encodes 354 amino acids. The record is from RefSeq and is a predicted model, not a curated record. NCBI's taxonomy places the organism in Eukaryota, Heterolobosea, Eutetramitea, Acrasida, Naegleriidae. The transcript has a single exon.
AUGUCUUCAUCAGAUCCAUCUUCAACCUAUGAUGACGCUCCUCAACAACCAGAGGAAGAAAAAUCAUUGGAAGAACUCGAAGAACAGCUCUCACAAUUUUCGGAACAAUUAAAUCAAUGUAUAUUAUUAUCACAACAAGAACCCGAGAACGAGGAAUAUGGUGCUCUCAUUGAUGACUUACAAAAUGCUAUUCAAUUAACAAAUGAAUUGAUUAGAUUAAAAAAGGAAAGCACAACAGCAUCAUCAUCAACAUUCCCAGGUCCCCAAUUUCAAGAAGGCGAUUACUGUUAUGGAUUGUAUGAAGGGUUAUGGUAUGUGGCUGUUGUAACAAAAGUCAUUGAUAACACAAAAAAGCUACAAUUAGCUUCGGAAUCGCCGUCAUCUAAAAAACCAGCCUAUGAAUAUUUCGUAAGAUAUGUUGGGUAUGGAAAUUCUGAAUUUGUUUCGAAAGAGAGAUAUACUAUCAAGGAGUAUUAUCAUCCACCUUCUGAGUUCCUUCAACAAGGAGCAAGAUGUCUUGCAGUAAAUGCGAAUGAUCCAGAUGGGAUGUAUGAAGAGGCCGUGGUUGACAAGCUUACUGACAAAGAGACUGUUUGGGUCACAUUUAAAGAAAGAGGAGUUUUGCAAGAGGUCCCUCUUCAAUUGGUUCGAGUCGGAAACGAACAUUUCUAUGAUCCUAAAUAUAAACCCAAGAAGCCUAAAAAGAAGGAGGUAAUAUCGAAUGAGUCACAAUCAGGCCAAGCGAUUGCGACGGUACAAACCCUUUCAAACAAAGCCACUACCGAAGCACAAGGCAAAAAGUACGAGCAAUCCGAAGCAGAUAUCAUAGCAAAGAAGAAAAAGAAACAAGAAAAGAGACAACAAAAACUUCAAGAGCAAGAGAAGCAACUAAAUCAAAAGAAACAAAGUUGGCAAAGUUUCAUGAGUAGAAAUUCAAGCACGUACAAGAAUACUGGAAAGACUCUGCAGGCAACCGAAAAGACCUAUACCCCUGCUCAAAAGAAAACCAAAUUUACAACUAGCUCAUCAGGAGCUCCCAGCAACAAUAGACCUAACAAUCGAUAA